Messenger RNA from Arthroderma uncinatum, 1116 nucleotides. Its product is annotated as DUF52 domain-containing protein. Bases 1 to 1116 code for a protein of 371 amino acids. The record is from RefSeq and is a predicted model, not a curated record. NCBI's taxonomy places the organism in Eukaryota, Fungi, Ascomycota, Eurotiomycetes, Onygenales, Arthrodermataceae. The transcript is spliced from 3 exons.
AUGUCUGUCCGCCGGCCGUCCCACGCCGGCUCCUGGUACUCGGACGAUGAGGUGACGCUGCAGACGCAGAUAGACAAGUGGCUGGGCUACGUGCCGGAUAAGCUUGAAGGCAUAGGCAGCCUGCCUGUGCCGGGUGCGAGGGUAAUUAUCGCUCCACACGCGGGAUACGCAUACUCUGGACCCUGUGCGGCGUAUGCAUAUAAAUGUCUCGAUCUAUCCAAGGCGAAACGCAUCUUCCUGAUCGGCCCGUCUCACCACCACUACCUGACCACUAUCGCCCUGCCGGAACUGACGGGAUACCGAACUCCCCUCUCCUCCUCCCCACUGCCGCUCGACACGAAGCUGCUAUCCGAACUCCGGGCCAGGUCUGCAGCUCCACGCUUCUCAGACAUGUCUCCCUCCGUCGACGAGGCAGAACACAGCAUGGAACUGCACCUACCAUACAUACACCGCCUGCUACAGCGUCUGUAUCCCUCACAGCCUACGUCAGCAUACCCCCCGCUCGUCCCGAUGAUGGUAGGCAGCACUUCGGCAGCAACAGAGCGCGCGUUCGGCUCCAUCCUCGCCCCGUACUUGGCUGACGAGGAGAACGCAUUCAUCAUCUCCUCGGACUUCUGCCACUGGGGUACGAGGUUCGGGUAUACGUACUACACCACGCAUGCGUUGAGUACGGUCUUUAACCUGCCACUUACGUAUCCCUCUCUGCCUGUGCCAUCGGAUAGCUUGACGGCCGCUAAGGCAGCAGUCGAGGUCGAGGCGGUCUCGUCUGGUAUGGCGUUGAGGGGGAAGGAUAAAACGCAUCGAGCGGCGGGUGCGUGUGCUAUACAUGAGAGCAUCUCCGCAUGUGACGUUGCGUGCAUGUCCGCGAUCGCCAGUGGUGAUACUGACGUGUUUCUAGACUCGUUGAAGAGGACAGGCAACACGGUGUGUGGGCGUCAUCCGAUCGGGGUGGUGAUGGCCGGCAUGGAAGAGUUGCAGCAGGAGGGGCAAGGGAGCGAAGGCGAGGAGGGACUGUGCAAGGGUAAGUUCUACUUUAUGAGGUAUGAGAGGAGCUCCGACUGCUUCUCGGUGGCGGACAGUUCGGUCAGCUACGUCUCUGCCUUUGCCGUUCUGUAG